CCUAUUAACAACUUUCUGCUGAUGGAGAUGCAGUGAGUACAGGGCUUUCUCACUCUGUCAUCAUCUCUCCUGAGAAGUCUGCUUUUUUUAUUUUCUAAACCGUAAAAAGAAGUGGUGGGAGAGCUGAAUUCGGAGGCCACGUUAUGUCUGCAGAGAAGAAACCAAAAAAGAAGAAAGAAGAGGCCAAUGGCACAACGGAAGGCAAGCUGAAAGGAAUUGAGACCAAGCCCAAAAAAGCAAAGACCAAGAAGAAUGAAGAUGUAGCCAAAGAGGACAGUUCUGCUACUCAGAAUGGAAAGAAAGUGAAGAAAAAGAAGGUGGAAAAAGACAAAGAGGAGCCGGAAAAAGAGAAAGAGACUAAAAAGAAAGCCAAAAGUGCUCCAAAGAAGAAAAAAGAUUCGGACUCAGACAACGACGAUGAAGAAGACGAUGAAGACACGCCCAAAAAGAAAACUAAGAAAAAAGCAUCUAAGGAUGGUUCUCCAUCUGCAAGUUCUACCCAGCAGAAGAAAUCUAAAUCUAAAGAGGACAAAGAUUCUGAUGGAAAAGAAAAGAAGUCCAAGUCAAAGGAAAAAGACAAGAAGAAAGAGCCAGCUUCAAUGUUCCAGAUAAAUGAAGACAAGCAUUCUAAAGGCAAAAAGAAAGCUCCCAAAUCAGAAAGCGAUGACAGUGAAGAGGAAACAAAGUCAGCCAAAUCAAAGAAGAAAUCCAACUCAAGCUCUGCAACCAUGUUUCAAACAUCAGACGAUAAGAACAAAGACAAGAAGACAAAGAAGAAAGCAAAGGCAGAAGAAAGUGAAGAUUCUGAGUCAGAAAAAGAAGAAAAAACUAAGAAGAAGAAGGGCAAAGGGAAGAAGAAAAAAGACCGGUCUCCCUCACCUGAAAUUGAGUUUGACAAUUUGGAGAAGUUUGUGAUGGAGCCAGCGCCUCAGGGUGUGACUGUCAAAUGCAGAGUGACUCGAGACCAGAGAGGGAUGGAUAAGAGCCUCUACCCUCUGUAUUACCUUCAUCUAGACAAUGAAAAAAAGACAUUUCUAUUGGCUGGACGGAAGAGAAAGAAAAGUACAACUUCAAAUUACCUCAUCUCCAUUGAUGCUACAGACUUAUCAAGAGGGGGGGAGAAUUUUGUUGGAAAACUGAGGUCAAAUUUAAUGGGGACUAAGUUCACUGUAUUUGACAAUGCUCUGAAUCCAGAAAAAGCUCUUCCAGAUAUGUCUAAUGCUCGGCAAGAGUUAGCAGGCAUCAUCUAUGAAACCAAUGUCUUAGGAAUAAAAGGGCCCAGAAGGAUGACUGUCAUCAUUCCAGGAAUGAACAAAGACAAUGAGCGAGUACCACUCCGACCAAGAAAUGAAUGUGACGGUUUGCUGAUAAGAUUCCAGAAUAGAAGGAUGGAAAAUCUGAUCGAGCUUCACAACAAGACACCUGUGUGGAACGAAGAGACAGCAUCUCAUGUGCUCAACUUCAAUGGCAGGGUCACCCAGGCCUCCAUCAAGAACUUCCAGAUAGUCCAUAACAAAGACUUGGACUACAUUGUGAUGCAGUUUGGACGAAUAGCUGAUGACAUUUUCACACUGGACUACAACUACCCGCUGUGUGCUGUGCAGGCCUUUUCCAUUGCAUUGUCAAGCUUUGAUGGCAAAAUCGCUUGUGAAUAACACAAAAACCCUCCAGUUGUGUACUCACACACACACCAGCAUUUGGCAAACCCAAUCUCACAUAAGAUCAACCCAGUGUCUCUGGACUCGCCUACACUUCCUGUGAUAGGUGUCGAUAACAGCAUUGGUUUCUUAAAUGUGACGGUACUUGCUGCUGCGCUUCUGUGCUUCAUGUGAGUGCCCCCAAGUGUAGGAAACAAAAUCGUUGACAUGUUAUCAUCUGAUCUUGCAUGACACGGUGCGGAAGAAUCCUGUUUUUCAUUCUCAGAAAUUCACUGAAAUCAUCGAAACUUCUGGGAACCACAGAAAGACACACCGCUGGGAUUGGACUCCGGUGACUGCAGAGUUAUGUUUCAGGGAGAUGAUCGUACAUCUCAUUUAUGAAGGUCUUUAAAGAUAAUUAACAUCAUUAAAAGAUGUUAAACUCUGACUUGUUUUGCUUUGUUGUAUUGUACUGCUGUAUAGCGCCAAACCUACUAGGUUAUCACUGUCUUGUGUCAAAUGUGGCUUAUAAUGAAAAUAUUUAUUUUCUGUACUGCAAAAUCAAAAUUAAACUUUGUGACAUAAAUGAUCUGUGCAAAAGAUGCACUUUUAUUUCCAGCUUUUAUUUGACUUUCUGUAUUUAGUGUCUGUGAAACGAUUUUAUGUAUCUGGUGCAUAGCUGGUGCAUAGCUGUGAUAAUUUAGUCGUUUUCUAGGUAUGUAAGUUAUGGGUCUUCAAAUAUUUGUUUGCAGUAGGCUUUUGUAUGUUGUGGAUUUUUUUUUUUAAUUCUUUAUGUUCCUGAACAUUGCCUUUGUUGCAGGCUUAUUGUAACAAUUCAUAUGAAUUCAAUUGAACUAAAUUGUCUUGAAGUCAACUUGUAUAAAUACAUGUUUUUUGUUUUUUUUUUUCCAGUC
This is a messenger RNA of Archocentrus centrarchus (flier cichlid), 2551 nucleotides long. RefSeq names its product tubby-related protein 1. Gene Ontology annotation, cellular component: cilium. The transcript is spliced from 14 exons. Gene Ontology annotation, biological process: protein localization to cilium. Gene Ontology annotation, molecular function: actin filament binding. NCBI's taxonomy places the organism in Eukaryota, Metazoa, Chordata, Actinopteri, Cichliformes, Cichlidae. The record is from RefSeq and is a predicted model, not a curated record. The coding region runs from base 144 to 1655 and encodes 503 amino acids.